AAACGCGUUGGAACUUGGGCUCCGCGGCUUCCCGUAGCCGGCAUUUCCAACAUGGCGACUGCCCAAGAUGUCCACGUCCGUAUCUGUAACCAAGAGAUUGUCAAAUUCGACCUGGAGGUGAAGGCGCUUAUCCAGGAUAUUCGAGAUUGUUCAGGACCAUUAAGUGCACUUACCGAACUGAACACUAGAGUGAAAGAGAAGUUCCAGCAACUGCGGCACAGAAUACAAGAGCUUGAGCAGUCGGCUAAAGAGCAAGACAAAGAGUCAGAGAAGCAAGUUCUGCUCCAAGAAGUGGAGAAUCACAAAAAGCAGAUGCUCAGCAAUCAGACCUCAUGGAGGAAGGCUAACCUCACUUGCAAAAUUGCUAUCGACAACCUAGAGAAAGCAGAACUUCUCCAGGGAGGAGACCUAUUCCGGCAGAGGAAAACUGCCAAAGAGAGCCUGGCCCAGACGUCCAGCGCCAUCACAGAGAGCCUCAUGGGGAUCAGCAGGAUGAUGUCCCAGCAGGUCCAGCAGAGCGAGGAAGCCAUGCAGACACUGGUUAAUUCUUCACGGACUAUCCUGGAUGCAAAUGAAGAAUUCAAAUCCAUGUCAGGGACCAUCCAGUUGGGACGGAAGCUCAUCACAAAAUAUAAUCGCCGAGAGCUGACAGACAAACUUCUCAUUUUCCUUGCGCUGGCCCUCUUUCUUGCUACAGUCCUCUAUAUUUUGAAAAAACGGCUGUUUCCAUUUUUGUGAGGUCUGAGAGCUGCCAGCUUCUGCCCUCUGAACUCUGCUGUCAGGGUCUGGCCGCACUCCUGAGCUCUGGCCCCAGCCUGCAUCAGGUGCAAAGCAGGCGAGAUGGAGACAGCCCCGGGAGUUUCUGCAGGGGCUGGUGUGCUGGGCUGAGCAGAGGACCAGGAGGGGGCCUGUCAUCAGGACACCUCAGGGACGCCGAGAGCCCUCACGCACUGGGGUGGCAGUCACUUGGGACACCCGGGCUGGCCUCCAGGAUUUGAUGUCCCUCCCGUGUCCCCCUGCCCCCUGCAGCCUUAAUGCCCGAUCUGGAGGAGGGAAGAGAAGAGGGGGAGAAGGAGGGUGAAAACUCACAUCCAUUCCUUGAAUAAAGUUGACUGUAUUCAA
Messenger RNA from Dama dama (fallow deer), 1122 nucleotides. RefSeq names its product BCL2 interacting protein 1 (gene BNIP1). Bases 52 to 738 code for a protein of 228 amino acids. The transcript is spliced from 6 exons. Gene Ontology annotation, biological process: retrograde vesicle-mediated transport, Golgi to endoplasmic reticulum. Lineage: Eukaryota; Metazoa; Chordata; Mammalia; Artiodactyla; Cervidae. The record is from RefSeq and is a predicted model, not a curated record. Gene Ontology annotation, cellular component: SNARE complex; endoplasmic reticulum. Gene Ontology annotation, molecular function: SNAP receptor activity.